UCCUGUUCUUCCCAUGGAAUAAUGGAAGUUGGAAAAUAGAAGAGAAAAAUCAACUGAGAAUUGCUAAACUGCUCAGAAGUUGGAAGCGUUGAAAGGGAAAACUGGAAAAGUGUCUGAAAGACAAAGACGGGAUUUUUGUUGAUUCGAAAAAGUCCCUUAUUUUUAUCUACUCUCGAUCGAAAUUUUCUCUUGAUUCCGAUUUAUUCUGAUAAAAAUCGGUUGCAAAACACGUGACAGCUGAUCAAUCAAGUGAGAUCAAGUACAAGCAUACAAGUUGCAUUUUGUGUAAAUGUGAGUGAUUUCGCGACAAAAGUACGAAAGCAUGGCUGGUGUAUUCGAUAUCGAACUUCACGAGGAGGAAAAUAAAAACACAAAUCAGGAUGAAUCCGAUGACGACGUUAUCGAACUCAAAGAGGGGGAGUACGACAUGAGCCCUGAUGUUAAUUCCAUGCUUCAAUCCGAAAAUGUCGAAAGAGUUCAACUUUCUGAGCAAAACGUGAAUCCUGGUCAGGAAAAAACGGGUCCUCAGGAUUUCGAAUUAUGCAAGAUUUUAGGCGAAGGCGGAUACGGAAAAGUUUUCCAAGUUCGGAAAGUCACUGGGAAGGACAGAGGAAGCAUUUUUGCGAUGAAGGUAUUACGAAAAGCGUCGAUCAUUCGAAACCAAAAAGACACAGCACACACCAAAGCAGAAAGAAAUAUCUUAGAAGCUGUAAAGCAUCCCUUUAUCGUUGAUUUAAUGUACGCUUUCCAAACUGGAGGAAAAUUAUAUCUAAUUUUGGAAUAUCUAUGUGGAGGAGAACUAUUUACGUAUUUAGACCGUGAGGGAAUUUUUCUAGAAGACACUGCAUGCUUUUACCUUUCGGAAAUAAUUCUGGCUCUACAGCAUCUACACAAUCAAGGAAUAAUUUACAGAGAUUUGAAGCCUGAAAAUAUUUUGCUGGACAGCGAAGGACACGUAAAACUCACCGACUUUGGUCUCUGCAAAGAGCAUAUUCAGGAAGGAACUGUAACCCACACAUUUUGUGGUACAAUUGAAUAUAUGGCACCUGAAAUUCUGACAAGAAGUGGUCAUGGAAAGGCCGUUGAUUGGUGGAGUCUGGGUGCCUUGAUGUUCGACAUGCUCACUGGAAUGCCCCCUUUUACCGGCGCAGACAGAAGGAAAACAAUAGAAAAAAUUCUGAGAGGAAGGUUGGUUCUCCCUCAGUAUCUCACAACCGAAGCGAGAGAUUUGAUUCGCAAAUUGCUAAAAAGACAAGUGAUUCAAAGGUUAGGCUCUGGACCGGAAGAUGCUGAGCAAAUAAUGAAACACAAUUUCUUCAUGCAUAUUAACUGGCAAGAUGUGAUUUCUCGCAAGCUCGAACCUCCCUUCAAACCAUCUUUGAAAAGUGCGGAUGAUACGUCACAAUUUGACGAACAAUUCACAGCAACAGUGCCUGUCGAUUCUCCCGUUGAGAGCACUUUGAGUGAAUCUGCAAAUCUGAUUUUCCAAGGAUUUACGUAUGUAGCGCCGAGCGUUCUGGAAGAAAUGUACACUCAACAGCCAAGAGUUGUUCAUGCCAAAAGUCAAUCGAGACAUUUUUUUGGAAGUAGCCACAGUGGGAAUUUCCACGGAUUCUCGCCAAGAACUCCCGACGCUCAUUUACGUCCCUCUGCCCAAUUUCACCAGCACAGGCAUCACAAUACCGGAAACGACCCUACCGAGGACAUGGAGAUGGACCAGAGUCAAGCACCAGAACAUUUAUAGUGCUCAAAUAAUAAUUCCAGCUCAAAAUAAGAAGCUGCAGUCACCGAACUUCCUUAAUAUUGUAGUAGCCGUUCGAGAUCCGCGCGCGCGAUCUCUCUUCGAUUUGGAAAUCCGGUGGCUCGAUUAGUUAAUUUACCUCUCAAAACAAAAAUUCCUUCGUCUCGAAAAACCCCCUCACUCCUUACCUCCCACCCUCCCGAAUAAUUCCUCUCCAUUCGGAGACGAAGGACUGCUCAGUUUUGAAUCUACCAAUAGGAUAAAAUUACAGAGUGGAGUUAAGUCUGUCAACUGGGCUCCGAAAGGCUAGAGAAUUAAGCCCUUUGAACUUUAAACUAAACAAUCACUAUAUAAGAAUUGAAAAAAAAAGUUAAUAACUAUCAUCAUUUUAUUUAUGUAUCGUGGAAUACAUAAUUCGUAAUCUGGGAAAAAAUGAAAUUACAAUUUGACUUUAGACACGAAAUUUCGGGUUUAUUUGAAACGAGCUUGGCUCUUUUUUUUUUAACUCUCGGAGGCCAAAAGUGAAAUAAAUCGUUCUGAGAAAGAAGAAAAAGAAGCGAGAGCUUUGUAAAUAGUCGUGUAAUGAAACGGAAAUAUGUUUGGUUUCAACAGUAAUUUCGGUUGGUCCAAAGUUAGAAAUAAAAAUUGGUAAUUAUCGUCACUCGAGAGUUUCUUGAACGAUUGAAAGUAGUAUAGCUGCGGUUCUGUUCCAGGCUCAAUUUAUUUAUCAUAGGUAAUUCAGAAUCCUGCACAAUUGACAUUUUUGCCGAUAGGUGGUGCCAUUCUAGGAAUCUGCAUUACCGGCGGUAGGCGAAGUGAGUUUGGAACAUAACCGCAGCUAUACUACUAUUGAAUUCUGAUCAUUUUCGCGGUAGGCUUAGAAAAGGAAGGUUUCCGUAAGCAGGGUGUUUACUUCACCUGGAAAAUCUGGAAUUAUCGGGGAAUUUGUAUAUAUACCUGGAAAAAUCUGGGAAUUAUUAUUGUUUUUUUUUCAGUCAGGGAAUUUUUUGGAGAGGGUGCUUAUUUUUA
Messenger RNA from Belonocnema kinseyi, 2770 nucleotides. RefSeq names its product ribosomal protein S6 kinase beta-1 (gene S6k). The record is from RefSeq and is a predicted model, not a curated record. The coding region runs from base 323 to 1744 and encodes 473 amino acids. Gene Ontology annotation, biological process: signal transduction; protein phosphorylation. Gene Ontology annotation, molecular function: ATP binding; protein serine/threonine kinase activity. NCBI's taxonomy places the organism in Eukaryota, Metazoa, Arthropoda, Insecta, Hymenoptera, Cynipidae. The transcript is spliced from 13 exons.